AUGUUUAUACUGUCAACAGUUUUGUUAUCAAGUAUAUUCAUUUUUAUUAGUAGUACAAUGUCUCAAAUAAUAGAUGAUGAGAGUUGUGAAACAUUACAGUCAGAAGUACAUAUUACAAAAGACGAAUACGAUGAAAUAGGACGUUUAAAAAGAACAUGUAGUGGAGAUAUACCUGUCACAAAAUGCGAAGGGUUUUGCAGUUCACAAGUGCAACCAAGUGUUGCGAGUACAACUGGAUUUUCAAAGGAAUGUUACUGCUGUCGAGAAAGUUACUUAAAGGAGAGACUUAUUAUCUUACACCACUGUUAUGACGCAGAUGGCAUAAAAUUACUGAAUGAGGAAGACAAAAUAAUGGAAAUUAAAAUACGAGAACCGGCAGAGUGUAAAUGUACUAAAUGCGGCGUCGAUGAAUGCCAGGCGACUCCAGUUAUUCACUUUUUGCAAUACCCAGGAUGUGUACCAAAACCAAUUCCCAGUUAUGCAUGUAGAGGACGCUGUAGCAGUUACCUACAGGUGUCUGGAUCAAAAAUUUGGCAAAUGGAGAGGAGCUGCAUGUGUUGUCAAGAAAGCGGCGAAAGGGAGGCCAGUGUAUCCUUGUUUUGUCCAAGGGCCAAACCGGGCGAGAAAAAAUUCCGAAAGGUAAUUACCAAAGCGCCUCUGGAAUGUAUGUGCAGACCAUGCACAAGCGUAGAAGAAUACGCAAUUAUUCCUCAAGAAAUUGCUGGAUUUGCUGACGAAGGUCCGUUUACAACUUCUGCUCAUUUCAGAAGGUCGUCCGACCUACAAUAG
This is a messenger RNA of Dufourea novaeangliae, 789 nucleotides long. It is a transcript of the gene Burs, whose product is annotated as partner of bursicon-like. The coding region runs from base 1 to 789 and encodes 262 amino acids. The record is from RefSeq and is a predicted model, not a curated record. The transcript has 6 exons. Gene Ontology annotation, biological process: G protein-coupled receptor signaling pathway. Gene Ontology annotation, molecular function: G protein-coupled receptor binding; neuropeptide hormone activity. Lineage: Eukaryota; Metazoa; Arthropoda; Insecta; Hymenoptera; Halictidae. Gene Ontology annotation, cellular component: extracellular region; bursicon neuropeptide hormone complex.